Emiliania huxleyi CCMP1516 is the source of this 390-nucleotide messenger RNA. RefSeq lists its product as hypothetical. Lineage: Eukaryota; Haptophyta; Isochrysidales; Noelaerhabdaceae. The transcript is spliced from 2 exons. The record is from RefSeq and is a predicted model, not a curated record. Bases 1 to 390 code for a protein of 129 amino acids. Gene Ontology annotation, molecular function: protein binding.
AUGAACGGCAGGACCGCGAUGCACCUCGCCGCAGCGCAGGGGCACGUGGACAUGGCGCUGAAGCGGUUGGGCGCGACGCUGCGCCUGCCGGAGCACGAGGAGGCGUCGCUGCUUUGCAACGCGGCUGCAACGUCUGACGCCGGCUUGCUGGCCUCCCUCCUCGCCGCCGGCGCCCUCCCCUCCGCGUGCGAUUACGACGGCCGCACGGCGCUUCACAUCGCUGCGUGCGCUGGCUCGCCAGUGCUGGCAGGCACACUUUUGAGGUCCCUGCGCCGCCCGAUUGGCUCGCUCAAGGAUCGGUGGGGGCACACGCCCGAGGACGAGGCGAGGCGGCGAGGGUUCAAGUCCGUGUUGGAGGUGCUGAGAGGGACACGCGCCGAUGGUAGGUAA